AUGACGAUGUUGCCGACGUUAGCAGCUGUGCCGGCAGUGUCAGUGCAACAGCAGCAGCAGCAGCAGCAACAAGAACACUUGCAUAUACAUGAACAACAGCAUCUUGGUGUGGAUCAUCAUCAUCUGCACCACCAGCAGCAACAUCACUAUGCCCAGCUGGAUGGGCAUUAUCAACAGCAAACGGCGACGCCACCACCACCACCACCACAAACAUCUCCGCAGCCACACUACCAUCUGCCGCCAUACCACUAUCACUGGAGCAAGCAGCAAUCACCUCUGCAGCCACCAACAGCACAUCCUCAACCUCAUCAGCCGGAAGAUGCACACUAG
Messenger RNA from Bactrocera tryoni, 330 nucleotides. Its product is annotated as forkhead box protein B2-like. Bases 1 to 330 code for a protein of 109 amino acids. The transcript has a single exon. The record is from RefSeq and is a predicted model, not a curated record. NCBI's taxonomy places the organism in Eukaryota, Metazoa, Arthropoda, Insecta, Diptera, Tephritidae.